AUGACUGGUGACCUUGAUGGAAGUAUUCAAUACAAGCAAAAGGCAUUAGAUAUCAAAGCACAAGCAGCACAUAAGAGUGGAGCUAUUCCGCCAAGAAUAUUAGUACCCGAUUCAACUAUGGGAACAAAAAAGUCUAAAAGUGGUGUUGUAUCAAGUUCCUCUAAUAAUAUGUAUGCUGACAUUGAACAACGUAUUGCUCAAGUUACAGAUAGUACACAUCUGUCAUUUGAUUCAACACAAAUUCACAAAGCUAGUCGUGAAGCAAAAAUGAUGGCUGUAGCUUGGAUUAUGGUUUGCAAAUUCGAUUGUAGACUCUAUGGAGGAUUUGUACGUGACUGGAUAGUUGGUCAUUUCAUAGGUCGUCCGAAAAAUAAAACUGUUGAUCAAUGGAUUCAAUAUGAUAAUUCGACAGCUCAUUUACAUCCAGAGAUAGUGCCUGCUGACUUAGAUUGUUAUUUGCCAGCACAUGGCUUAUCUGAUAUCGAUGAAAUACUCGAUGAAUUAGGAAAAUUACAAAUGACAGUAAAUGUACAUCGGGACCAAUGGCGAUAUUUAUUAUUCGUAGAUCAAAAUACACCAACAGGUCCAUUUACCAUUGAUUUGAUUAUACCACAUAUUGGCAUACAUAAAUAUGAUCGCAUCGAUUUUGACGUAAACAAUCUGUAUGUUGAAAAGAAUUACACAAAACAUUUGGGUAUGCGAAUCGAUAUAACAUACGCUCCAUAUUCUAUUACUCUGGAAAAAAUUGUCGACAAUAUACGGAAAAACCGUUUUUAUUUACUGGCUGGAGUAAAAAGUACACCGUGCGGGAAAGUUAUUGUUGAAAGAAUAGAUAAAAUGAAAACGCGUGGAUGGCAACAAUUAGAUAACGCUCUACCACCAGUAGUACCAAGUGGAGGUCCAUCGUCGAAUGUUGAAUUAAAACCAGUACCAAAUACUUCAUCCAUCUAUCAGAAAAUAUUACAGAAGAUGAACUCUGCUUUUAGUGGCAACAAACUGGAAAUUGUGUCCAUUGAAGAGAUCAAGAAUGUUGAAUUACAAAGCAUGUAUGAGCAAGCAAGGAAGCAAAUUCAAAAGCAGACCUCACUGUCUGAUGGGAAUGAAAUGAUGUUAUAUCACGGUGCAAAAGGCGAGAAUAUUGAAAUAAUUUUCCGUUGUGGCUUUCUUGAUCGAAUUUAUCGGUAUGGUAACUGGGGUAAAGGAGCCUAUUUCAGCGAUAAUCCAAAAUGUGUGCAUACACGUACAUUUCCAGAUGCCAACGACAACGACAAGCGCGUCAUAUUUCUUACAAAAGUACUCAUGGGCAAUGUACAAAAAUUUAAUAGGCAUAAAAUUAAUUUAAUUUCGGCACCUGAUAAAUAUCAUUCAGUCCAUGGCACUUUCCCGCAAUUACCAAACUCGGAUGAAUUUAUCAUAUAUCGUUAUGGACAAGCUUUACCUUACAUAAAAAUAACAUACAAAGCAUAA
Molecule: messenger RNA, 1467 nt
Organism: Rotaria sordida
Lineage: Eukaryota; Metazoa; Rotifera; Eurotatoria; Philodinida; Philodinidae
Source: the annotation of a GenBank genome assembly